AUUUCACAAAGAUGAGGAAACGACAAGGGAGGAGGUAGCAGACGACUGACUAAUGUGUUGGUUCGUGAGUCAGUCAUGAUGUCUGCCGAGGAGAGAUUGAAGAGGCUCGGACAGCUGUAUGUUGGAGGGGUGCAACAUAGCAAUGGCCAAACCCUCAGCCUUGAGAGUCUCCUCGAUGUCCUUAUUGUUCUAUACGAUGAGUGCUGCAGUUCCACUCUUCGAAGAGAGAAAAAUAUAUCGGAGUUUGUCGAAUUUGCCAAGCCAGUGGUCAAUAAGAUCAAGCAGUACAGGCUUCACCGGGAUGAUUUUGAGACCAUCAGAAUUAUUGGCAGAGGUGCUUUUGGCGAGGUGGCAGUGGUUAAGUUGAAGUCGACAGACAAGGUUUAUGCAAUGAAAAUCCUCAACAAAUGGGAGAUGCUGAAACGAGCAGAAACUGCUUGUUUCAAAGAAGAGAGAGAUGUUUUGGUCUAUGGUGACCGGCAUUGGAUCACAAAUCUCCAUUAUGCAUUUCAAGAUGACAACUUUCUGUACCUUGUGAUGGACUAUUACUGUGGAGGUGAUCUUCUAACACUGCUGAGUAAAUUUGAGGAUCGUCUCCCAGAAGACAUGGCAAAGUUCUACAUCGCUGAAAUGGUGUUAGCUAUAAGUUCUAUUCAUAAGUUAUGCUACGUACAUAGGGAUAUAAAACCAGACAAUGUUCUCAUAGAUCAAAGUGGUCAUAUAGUGCUAGCUGAUUUUGGUUCAUGUCUUCGGCUUCUGGAAGAUGGAACGGUGCAGUCUUCAGUGGCAGUUGGUACGCCAGAUUACAUCUCCCCAGAAAUUCUUCGAGCUAUGGAGGAUGGACAUGGUCGGUACGGCCCGGAGUGUGACUGGUGGUCAUUGGGAGUCUGCAUGUAUGAGAUGUUAUAUGGAGAAACACCUUUUUAUGCAGAGUCUCUAGUGGAAACAUAUGGCAAAAUCAUGAACCAUCAGACACGGUUUGAAUUCCCAGAUGAUGUAGAUGAUAUUUCUGAUGAUGCCAAGGAUCUGUUGAAGUUACUCAUUUGUGGUGCAGACAAACGCUUAGGGAAGAAUGGAUUGGAUGACUUCAAAAAUCAUCCCUGGUUUGAAGGCAUUGAUUGGGAGAAUAUCCGUACCAUGACGCCACCCUAUGUCCCUGAAGUGAGCAGCCCAACAGACACAUCCAAUUUUGAUGUUGAUGAUGCUGACUUCAGACAUACAGAUUCUGUACCACCAGUGUCAAAUGCUGCUUUCAAAGGUCAUCAUCUUCCAUUCGUAGGAUUUUCCUUUACAUCAGAGUCACAAAUUUCAGAUCUUGGGACACUUCAGGAUGUAAGUGAGAUGGACACAGAGAAGUUGGAGUCCUUAGCUGCUGAAGCUUUUGAACGGAAGAUUAAGUCUCUAGAAAAAGAAAAUAAAGAAUUACAACGUAAAUUACAAGAGACUAGUAUGACAAUACAGAAACUCAACAGCGGAGAGAUGAGUAGUACUGCUGCAGCCGCAGCGGCUGGUGCUGCUGAAUCAGAGGUCCGCCAACUCAAAGAGGAGAUAGCUGUAUUGCAUAGAGUGGUCGCAGAAUCACAAACUGAGAUCAGUACAGUUGAGCAAGAGCUCAAGCGGGCAGUUGAUAGUAAACAUGAUUUGGAGAAACGCAUCAGACUUUUAGAUGAGGAGAAAUCUGCCCUUGAAAAGGAACUUCAAGACUUCCGAGACAAAUACAAACAACAAGCGAGAGAACUGAAGGAAGCACUUGCUAAACAAAAGAUAGCUAUAGAACAAUAUACUGAUUCUAACGACUCGUUAUUGAAAUCCCAAGCAAGGGUGAAGGAACUUACACGAGAGUUUCGAAACAAAGAUGAGGAGGUGGAAGAGUACAAAAGGAAAGCAGAUAGCAUGAAGAAUGAAAGAAGGAGAGCUGAAAAGUCUAUAUUAGAGCUACAAAAUCAAUCAGAUGAGUAUCGAUCUGAGGCGAGUAAGGAAAGGAAGCUGAAAGAGAGAGCAGAGGCUUUUUCAAGGGAUUUAGAACAAGAAAUAGAAAGUAUGAAACGCAAACAACUAGGAAGGGCAUCAAACACCUCGACGUUAGAAUUAACACAAGAAAUCUCAAGAUUAAAAACAGAAAUGGAACGAAAGGAAGUAGAAAACGAGGAAAAGACAGCUAGAUUAUUGUCCAAGCACCAGACUGAACUUAGUGAUAGACAGUUUCUUAUGUCGGAACUCGAGUUAAAAACCAAAGAAAUUACCAAAGAAAAUGUGACAUUAAAACAAAAACUUAGUAAUCAAGCAUCUGUGGAUGAGUUACAAACAGAAUUACAAAGACUUAAGUUACAAUCAGAUCAUUCUGGUCGCGAGCAGUCUGUGAUGCAAGAGGAAAAUUCCAGAUUAAAGGAAGAAUUAGCAUUCCAAGAAUCUGCGCUGAAUUCCUUGGUACAAGAGAAGAACUCUCUGGAACAGGAAUUACGAGAUAUCUUUGAAAAGCGAGAGUCUGUUGCGCAAUGGGAAGCACAGAUUUCAGAAAUCAUUAAGUGGGUGAGCGAUGAAAAGGAUGCUAGAGGCUACUUACAAGCUCUGGCUAGCAAAAUGACCGAGGAGUUGGAAAAUCUCAAAGUAAUGGGCGUGUCUGAUGAUUCGAAUCGGCAGCGGUGGCGAAACCGACGUUCCCAGAGACUUGAUAAGAUGGAACUGCUGAACCUGCAGUCAAGUCUGCAGAGUGAGAUCCAAGCCAAACAACAAAUCAGUGAGGAACUCAACAAGGUCAAGGCUGCUAAUGUGGCUGGAGAGACUAAGAUCCUAGAACUGGAGGCUAUAAUAGACAAAUUAAAGAAGGAUCAUGAGGAUCUCCAGGAUGACUUGAACAGAAUAGAGAGACCUGGUGAUUCCAGCCUGAUGAACUUUUUCAAGGGUCAUUUUUCACUUCUGAAUGAUUCUGAGAAUGAAAGCAUGCCUGAUGAAGACAGUGUUAGUGAGGAUGCUCUAUCUAGAACAGACUCGCGUACAGAUUCACGGUCAGACUUGCAGUUUAGUUCGGAAACUACUAGUGAUAAUAUACCACAUACCAACAUAUCUGCAAACCAGGUAUCAACGUCAGAGCAGGUGUAUGACCAGCCUUGGGGUGCUAGUAAGGUGGGGUCAACACCACAGCAGAAAGUUCACAACUUCACCAUGAAGACAUUCUCCACACCAUACAGGUGUAACCAGUGUACAUCCCUCAUGAUCGGCGUCCAGCGACAGGGCACAAUGUGUGAAGAUUGUGGAUACACCUGUCAUGUACAUUGUAUAGAGAAGGCACCAAACAUUUGUCCUGUUCCACCUGAUCAGACAAAGCGACGUUUAGGAAUAGAUGUAUAUAAGGGCAUAGGGACGGCCUAUGAAGGUUAUGUUCGUGUGCCAAGGUUUGGAGGAAUAAAGAAGGGAUGGGUGAAACAGUUUGUUGUAGUCUGUGAUUUUAAAUUAUUUUUAUAUGACAACAUUUAUCCUGACCGGAAUUCUCCCAGUCAUAUAGUCCAGCAAAUCCUAGAUAUGAGAGAUGAGGAGUUUUCCGUCAGUCCAGUGCUACCUUCAGAUGUGAUACAUGCCAACAAAAAAGAUAUACCUUGCAUAUUUAGAGUAACAACUUCUGAAAUGAAUCCACCAGGAAGUAAACACCAAGUAUUAAUGUUGGCCGAAAGUGAACAGGAACGACAUCGCUGGGUUGGUGCUCUCAAUGAGCUACACAAACUUCUACGCAAGAACAAAUUACCUGACAAAGUUGCCUUCCAAGCCCAGGAGGUGUAUGACAACUCCCUGUCUUUAGUAAAGAGUUGUUUGUCGGCUGUUAUCCUUGAACCUGAUAGAAUCCUGAUGGGAACUGAAGAGGGAUUGUAUGUGGCACAGUUGAACAAAGAUGUGCUGAUCCGUAUUGGAGACCGUAAUGAGAAAAAGACUGUGUAUCAGUUAGAGCGAGUCUUGGAAGAACAACUAGUAGUAUUCAUCAGUGGUCGACAGAAGCAUAUCAAAUUACUGCACUUGUCUGCAUUGGAAGGACAUGAAGGUGAUCCAGUCAAGAUCCCGGAGAGCAAGGGAUGUAGUGUAUUCUGUACAGGACUUAUCCGGCAGGGCUGCUGCUCGUGUCUAUGUGUAGCUAGUAAACGGACUAUACAGGUGUAUGAACUCAACAAGACACGUCAGAAGUAUAGGAAAAUGAAAGACAUUCAGGUCCCGGGACAAGUGCAGUUUAUAGAAAUUAUGAAUGAAAGACUUUGUGUGGGUUAUCCAUCAUACUUUGCAAUUUACAGUGUCACAGGUGAUGCUGCACCAAUGACACUUGUAAAUUCUGAGGACUCAAGUCUGCAGUUUGUGAUACAGUCGCAACAAAACUCCCUGCAGGCAGUGGAGUUGUCUCCAAAAGAGUACCUUUUAGUAUUUAGUGUUUCUGGCAUAUAUGUAGACAACAGUGGUAGAAGAAGUAGAGCCCAGGAACUCAUGUGGCCUGCUCCUCCAACAGCAGUUGCAUUCAGUGAUCCCUACCUCAUGUGCUAUUCAGAAAAUGCCAUUUUUGUGUUCGAUGUUCAUACGGCUGAGUGGAUCCAGACUUUGUGCUUGAAAAAGACGAAGCCACUGAACAAGGAUGGCUCGCUGAACUUGAUGAAUAUGAUGGACUCUCAACACAUCAUCCACUUCAAGAAUGUCCAUCAGGAAGAAGAAAGGCUUGCCAUUAAAGAAAUCUUUAAGAACAGGACUGUCAACAGGAAUAAAAGAAAAUACUCUUUCAGAACCAGAGAGGAUCAUGACCGAGGCUCCAAGGGGCCCGAGCGGCGAUCUCGUGAAAUUUCUGCACCAAUAUCAUUCAGCCAUGUAGCCCACAUGGGUCCAGAUCAGGUCUUUCCUUCAAGCAUACCAAUACCAGUUACAGUAACCCACGGCCAGUCUGAGCGUAAAUCCCGAAUUAUCUCUGGUCCAACAAACUUCACCCAUGUGGCUCAUAUGGGUACGAACAUGGACAUGAAAUCACUCAUUGAUCUUCCCAAGCCGGCUGGAUCAGCUAGCACUCCGUCUGCAGAGAGAACGCCACCCGACUCUACCAUACAAAGGGUUCGGAACAUCUUCCAUCCCAGUAUGAAGUCUGUACAGGAAGCGCAGAUGAGAGGCUCCCGGUCACAACACAACGGAAGUGCAAGGCGUGAAUCGCCAUCCAAAGUUGGAGGUGGGGCACGCCCUAUGUCUUCCACCUCCUCCAUCUCUGAUAGUCCCGAGUUGUCCUCCCAUGACCAGUCUGCCUUUGCUGACGUCACCAGCAACAUGUUUGAAGAUGGGGAAGGGUUUGAACAGCCACGUAUGCGCCUGUCCCUGGCCUCCACCAACAGUAACUUCAGUAGUCCCCCACACUCCACCAGCGGCAGCAUAUCUGAGGACCGUGACCCUGGUGACAAUGACCAGGAGGUUGACUCUACUCGUCUCUGAUCGGCCAGAAUGCAACACAAGGAUGAGCACACCAGUGCAUCCCAUUGCAGCCCUGGUGGUUAUAUCACCAUGACGGUGGUGACUUGCUUUAAGUAAUGUGUGGUCUCCAGUCCCAAGUGUCAGCUGUACAGAGCCGUCUCAACUAGGUGUAUAUUCAUCUGGACACAACUUGUUGGCUAGUCUGUGGUGAUGUAUACCACUGCUGUCAUAUCAAAUACAACAUCCAGCCCGGUCAGGGAACAAGAAUUGCAGCAUUUUUAUGUCUACAAAAUAAAGCAAUGGGAUGCUUGCUUACUGCUGAUAAUUAACCUUCUCGGUAUUAUUCCCGUAUAUAUAUUUACUACUACUAUAAUUACCUAUAGCAGGAACACUAUGUCUAAAACUCAAAGAAAUUUUGUAUCUAUUAUACAUUGGAGUCAGCCAGUUUGUCUUUAAUACGUUGAUAAACCUAAACUCCCAAAAUUUAACAGAAGUAUGUAUGGAAAAAUAUUUCACGAUGUUGAAAACUGAAAUAUUUGUUUUACCUGAUAACAAUAUUUAUCAUGGACUUUUUUGAAUUCCUAAACCAUAUUCGUUAAGAAUCCAUAUAAACUUUUGAUGUACUUAUAUAGACUAUCAUAAUUGGAUGGCUUUAAAUUUACACUGCAAAUUCCUUUUCAAUGAGUGAUUAUCUAGUGUUACCCUUUGUAAGGAGUGAUUAUCUAGUGUUACCCUUUGUAAGGAGUGAUUAUCUAGUGUUACCCUUUGUAAGGAGUGAUUAUCUAGUGUUACCCUUUGUAAGGAGUGAUCUCGAGUGUUACUUUUGGUUGUUGUACACAGUUUAAUUAGCCAACAUAUUGCCACCAUUACAGAUGAACCUGUCUCAUUCUUAUUUGAAUAUCUUGUAGGAGGUUUGUAUUCUGUAUGUGGUGUGACACUGUCAGUUUGUAUCAUCAAUGCCCUUAUGUGAUUGUCAUUUCAUUGGUGUCAAAACAUGACCACCCUUUAAUAUCCAUAGCAUGUCAGUGGUCAAGAUAUGGAAAGCAUGAAUUUCAGACAAAAUCAUUUAAAUAGGUUUACAAACACACAUAUUCAAUAAGGACUUCUUAUCUGUUGAAGAUAUUCUAUAAAAUAUAUUUGUCAUUUAAUCCAACAAGCUGUUGUACAUGAGUCCUUUCAUCUUAACUUGGGCAUAGAUAACACUGAAAUCUCUUUGUGUCAUUGGAGGAAUUCUUCAUAUGACUAGUACAAGUUUGUUUACAUAUCUAUUACAUAUUACAUAACCUAAUGAAAAAUAUAAUCGUUUACUAAAUAGCUGUUAUAAGAGCAAGUACCUGUAUCUUUACGGAUUAACAUUGUAUUUUUCUCAAAGAAUCAGAGAACUGACUCCGUCGAAUGUACUUCUAUCAACCAGAAAAUUAAUUCCGAAACAACGACUCAUAGCUUUAGGGAUAAUCUAAGUGUUUAGAUUAGGUGUGACAUGAUGGAACAGUCUUUCAUUAUACCAACACAACAUGCCAUACCGGUGCUGUAGUAGUAUUUUUUUUUCAUUCAUUAGUAAUAGACAAUACAGACUAAUGUCCUAAUUCACUCCCAGUUGUAGGUUCACUAUUUCACAGUUUAGAAUUUGUUACCUUUACUUCUUCAAGCUACAGAUACUUUACAUAUCUCCAAUGUAGGGAGGCUAAAAAGUUGUGGUUUCAUUGUUCAUUUAAGAUUUCCAUGCAUUGGUAGAAAAGGGAUUAACAGUGAUCAUUAACAAAUCUAUUAAGAAGAAAAAUAGCUUGACAAUAAAUUGCGACUGUCGUAUAUUUUCCAUUUACAAUAAGUAAAGAUAGGGCGAAUGGUUGAAAUCUUCUUUAACCCUGACUGUUAAAGGAUAGGUUAGCAACUUAUCAAUGCAUGAUAUCUUAAAACUACUCUUUAAACAAAAUCUCCAAUCCAAAUUUGUUGGCUGUUAUAAAGAGUGUGACUCUUAGUGCUUAGCCUGUGUUUCCAGAAGAUUUUAAACACAUGAUGCUUUAUAUAUAUAUAAAUAUAUACCGUACGACAAAUCCUGUUUGGAUAUUGUAUAGAUCAUAUGGCUUUAGUCCGUCACACUAGCUUGUACAUAUAGAUGUAUUUAAAACACGAAACCAUGUUAAUAGCAAUUCAGCCUUAAUCAUGUACAGUUGUAUAUUAAUGUAGCAUCUGUAAUGGAGUCUUGCAUAUAUGUAAAUGUUUUGUACAUAGUAAUCAGCUAUUGUUGAUAAGUGAAUUUGCCAAAAAAAACCUUUGUUUUUCUGUUUUAAUUGAUCAAUAAACUUCAGUGAGAUAUAGGUGAGUGAGGUGACCGCACACCAGGAGUUACAGUGAGAGGCCCCUAUCUAUUACACACUAUUUUCAGUGUACAGUGAAGUAUAUGUGAUAGCCAUGUUAUUGAUGUCAGUGCUGUGAUCGCUUUUCUUGCCGAAGGCCACUAUUUCCACAUUACUUUAAAUUAGAUUUAGUUAUUUACAGAGUUCAUUCAUUCUGAUGGUUCAAGUAUCAAAUCCUUGAGGUAAGCAUGGUAUGACAGGCAGUUUUCAUUUUACUUGAUUUUAUUUGUAAAAGGAAAAUUAUAUUUGAAUGUAUUUGGCACCUGACCUCUUUACCACAGGGCUGGUAAAAGAAUUAAGAAGUUCAACAAGUUUUUCAGGACAUAGACGUGUUGCUAUAGAAACAAACAUAGAGUAUAUGUUGUAUAAAUGUAGAGAACAUGUAGUCUCAAUACCAAACAUGGUUUGUGUGUCACUUAUUGGAAUCUGUAUUACAAGUUCAUAUCAUGACUUAUAUAUAUAUAUACUGCCAAAAUAUGGAAGUCUCCAUCCAGCGUAACUUGGUUAAGAUGGACACUCCAUGUAACCUGCCAGUAUUGACUUAUAUUUUUUGACUCUUUCAUUGAUAGUAGAAGUAGAACACAGGCCAAAAUCAGUCUAUUUGGACAGAUAUAAUUACAUGCUAAUUUAGAAAACAUUUUGCAAGAUGUUACAAUUUUUUUAGGUGUAGUCAUUCACAACUGAUUGUCCCAAAUAACAUUGCCCAUGAAAGUGUCACAAUUCUCUCACAGUAACUCCUCGUGUACGGUGACUUGUAUAGGUAAAAGGAUCCAGUGGUGAACACCAGCUGUGAGAGACAGGGUGACUGUUUGGAUGAUUUUGCUGGAGGACUAGUGACAACAUCUGAUGGGAGAGGGAGGGAGAAUGUAAGGUGUUUCUACUGGAGAUCUACUUGUGAUACCUGAUGUGAGAGGGAGAGAGAAUGUUUGGGUGUUUCUACUGGAGAUCUACUUGUGAAUACCUGAUGUGAGAGGGAGAGAGAAUGUUUGGGUGUUUCUACUGGAGAUCUACUUGUGAUACCUGAUGUGAGAGGGAGAGAGAAUGUUUGGGUGUUUCUACUGGAGAUCUACCUGUGAUACCUGAUGUGAGAGGGAGAGAGAAUGUAAGGUGUUUCUACUGGAGAUCUACUUGUGAAUACCUGAUGUGAGAGGGAGGGAGAAUGUAAGGUCUUUCUACUGGAGAUCUACUUGUGAUACCUGAUGUGAGAGGGAGAGAGAAUGUAAGGUGUUUGUACUGGAGAUCUACUUGUGAAUACCUGAUGUGAGAGGGAGAGAGAAUGUAAGGUGUUUCUACUGGAGAUCUACUUGUGAUACCUGAUGUGAGAGGGAGAGAGAAUGUAAGGUGUUUCUACUGGAGAUCUACUUGUGAUACCUGAUGUGAGAGGGAGAAAAGGUGUUUGGUUAUCCCACUUGACAUGUUAAUUACUAUUAAUCCUUCAAAUUUUGAUGCAUGUCUCAUGACGAACAAAGACCAUGUUAUUUUUGUCUCCCAUAAUUUUUCUCAUAACUUUCGUUAAAGUGAUCCAAUGUCAGGAUUGCUUGCAUUUAAAAAUGUUUGAAUUGUACAUGUGAACAAUUCCAUUUAUUUAAGGGCGAUUCACAAAGUCCCCAACACAAUGUGAUUCAUUUUAUGUUGUAUACUGUAGAGAAGAAGAAAUGAAGUAACUAUAAUUAUGCAAUAUGAAAUAUGAUACACACUGCUGUUGAAGAAAGCAAAGCUGUGGUCAUUAGUUAAGUUAUCCAUACUUCCUUAUGAUGAUUUUAGAUUUUAUUUUCACAGUACUUGAAAACUAUGUUUAGAAAGAAAAUAGUGUGAGGAACAAAAUAGGAAAGAUUUAAUUGAAAGUUAACUGUAAGAUCAAUGCUACGAGGAUUGAUCAGCUAAGCCAAUUGAUAUCAUAUGAAGAAAAUUGUCUUCGGAGUAAUCUUGCUAUUUUCUGUAAUUUUAGAAUCAGUUUUGAUCUGAGAAUAUUGAGAGAGGUUGUUUUAAUAUUUUACUUUUUCAAAUUUUUUUUAAACUUUUGAAUCCUUCAUUUUACUUAAAUGUUAUGGUGAUAUUGAGUCAGUAUUAUGAAAUUUAAAGUGAUGAUUUGUUACUGUUAUUUUGUAUAGUAAAGCUUGAAGGUCUUUCAAAAACAUAAUGAUUGAAAAACUGUUGGAAGUAUCGUAAGUCAUUUCUAGUUAUGAUUUAAAAUGGUAUAUAUACCUUAAGAUUUUUUUUCUUUCUUUUUUUUCGAGGAUAACUUACACACAGCAACACAAGGCAUUAUAUAGAUCUUGUGUUCCUAUUCCUGACAUCGUGAUGUGACAGGUAUCUAGCACUUGGUGCAAGGGGAAGUAACAGUAGUUGUAGAAUACAUUCCAUUAGACUUGGAAACACACACACUAAUCACAAUUUUACAUCUACAUACUGCUUUAGUGAAUCUGAACAACAGCAGUGUAUUGAGUGACAAGUUCAUUCACAAAGAACUGCCUUUUAAUUGAUUGUUAAUUAAUAAUUGAUUAAUUGACUUGUGAUAUGUUUGAGGAAGAGACGAAGUCGCUUGUGCCUUUGGUUUGUUUGCUGAAUGUUUUGGUUGAUGUCCUGCCCGUAGAAGUCUUGAUGAUAUUAGAAGAGGUGUUUAUGUCCAUUUUAGCGUUUAAACGAAGUUAAAUUCUUAAUUUUAAUUUUCGUGCUAAACUACUUAUCAUUCAAGAAAUUAAGAAUUUACUUCAAGAGCUGUCCUACAUUUGGCUGUUGUAUAGUUCUGGGUCUACAGUAGGCCGGGGGUGUGACCUCAUACAAUUUGUGUAUCCUUGUCCACAUUCCACUAUCAAAUUUUCAACUUUCCAAACAUGUUCAAAAUAUUCCUUCAUGUGAUUUAAACAAUCUACUAUUAGAUAAAAUAGAAAAUGUCACAUUGAAUAAAAGAACACAAAGAUGACCAAUCUAUUAUCCAUAUCCUUAAAUUCAAAGUAUGUUUAAUCAGUAGUGAAUGGAAAAUUAAAAAGUAGCUGUCUAGGUUUUGGUAAGGGUCACUUUAAUGUAGGCUGUCAGUGGGUAUAUAAGGUUACAGUACCGUAGGCUCACAGUGGGUAUAUAAGGUUACAGUACCGUAGGCUCACAGUGGGUAUAUAAGGUUACAGUACCGUAGGCUCACAGUGGGUAUAUAAGGUUACAGUACCGUAGGCUGACAUUGGGUAUAUAAGGUUACAGUACCGUAGGCUCACAGUGGGUAUAUAAGGUUACAGUACCGUAGGCUCACAGUGGGUAUAUAAGGUUACAGUACCGUAGGCUCACAGUGGGUAUAUAAGGUUACAGUACCGUAGGCUCACAGUGGGUAUAUAAGAUUACAGUACCGUAGGCUCACAGUGGGUAUAUAAGAUUACAGUACCGUAGGCUCACAGUGGGUAUAUAAGAUUACAGUACCGUAGGCUCACAGUGGGUGUAUAGGACUACAGUUCUUUAGGCUGAUGGUGGGUAGGAAGGAGUACAGUACUAUAGACUGACUCUGGGUAGACCUAACUAGGACACUGUACAAUUACAGUGGGUAGAAAGGACUAUGGUACUAAAUGCUAUCAGUGGGUAGGUAGGAGUACAGUACUGUGGGCUGACAGCGGGUGGGCAGAUGGGACUUUGGUACUAAGGCUGACAGUGGUACUAAGGCUGACAGUGGGUAGACAUAACUCCAAUGCUGUAGGCUUACUGUGGGUAGAUAGGACUAUGGUACUGUAGGCUUACUUUGGGUAGAUAGAAUUUCGGUACCGUGGGCUGACAAGGGUAUAUAACUCUUGGUAGAUCAAGGACUGCAGUGCAUAGAUAUAUCAGCAGAGGACAGGUGGCUCCUAAUAAUGUGAUGGUGAGCUUUACAUGGUGCUGUCAAGUGUUGGGUCAAAAGUAGAGAAAAGACAUGAAUAUUUAAAUUACUUCAUGAUUGUAAAUUUUUAGCUUGGAAGUUUUUAAUUAUGCAAGAAAAUGAAUUGAUUGAUGAGCACUAUUUGCAUAUCAUUUGUAUAUCUCCACGUUUGCUUUUAUUGUCAUUGUUUGAAUGUUAUUAUUUUUUCAGGAAUCAAAACAUUUCUUCCACAGAAAUGAAGUAUAAAAGUGCAAUGAUUUUUCUCCCCUUAUUAUUGUUAUUAUAGAGAAAUGUGUAUACCUUCCACACUAGUUGUAGCCUACAGUGUAUAGUUCCAUUGUAUCCUGUGUAUAGCGCCUGUUAUUUACCCUGUAUUACCAAUGAGUUUUAUAAACUACAAUGUAUGUGUGAGUGUGGGUGUGCAUGUACAGUUUUGUAUGCAAUGUAGUGUUGUUAUUUUUUGGUGAAAUCUUAUUUGUUUUUGCCGAAAUAUCUGCGGAUUUUAGGUGUGGCAGCCACCUUGUAGAUACAGCCAAUGGUAUUUUGCUUUGGAGUUGUAUAACCCAAGGAAGGUUUAUUAUUGUUCCCACCACUAAUACAUAGAGAUCUGUAAGGAGAGCUUAGCCAAUUAUUACUAUUAUUAUUGUAUAGUUUUAUAACACAAAUCAGUAACAUGUAAGUGCAAGAAAUGGUAAAAUAAAACCGCAAAAAUAAUAAAAUUACAUAAAUUCUUCUA
Ylistrum balloti is the source of this 12346-nucleotide messenger RNA. Its product is annotated as serine/threonine-protein kinase MRCK alpha-like. Gene Ontology annotation, cellular component: cytoskeleton; cytoplasm. The record is from RefSeq and is a predicted model, not a curated record. Gene Ontology annotation, biological process: actomyosin structure organization; peptidyl-threonine phosphorylation. Bases 76 to 5439 code for a protein of 1787 amino acids. The transcript is spliced from 42 exons. Gene Ontology annotation, molecular function: ATP binding; protein serine/threonine kinase activity; protein binding. Lineage: Eukaryota; Metazoa; Mollusca; Bivalvia; Pectinida; Pectinidae.